CUGUUACUGGAGACAGUAUGGCUAGUGGGAAUGCUUCUGAGUCGACUCAAAAGCAGUCGGUGUCCCGAUCGGUUACUGAAGAUAGUAUGGCUAGUGGGAAUGCAGAGAGAGGAGUGGAUGAGAAGGAUGGGGGUAAGAAGCACAGAAGCAGUAGUAGCAGGCACAAGGAAGUAAGCAAAAGCAAGGGUGAGAGUAAGGAAAAGGAAGGUGGUAGAAGCAAGGGUGGCAGCAGCAGCACCAGCAAGUCUAAGAGUGGUGACAGGGAGCAGGCACGAGGCAGGGACGGGGAAGAGGAGAAAGAGAGGGAGAGAGUGAGGAGUAAGGACAGGCAUAAGGAGAAGGAGAAGGAUAAGGAAGAGGAGGGGGAUGGGGAGGCGGGGAGCCGGAGUAAGGAUGAGGCAAAGAAGCGUUCGUCUCGCACAAGCAAGAGUGGGUCGACUGGAGAGAGAAGAAGGGAGCGAGAAAAAAGCAGGAAGGAAAGCAGUAAGGAAAGCAGCAAGAGGAGCAGUAGAACAAGCAGGGACAAGGAAAAGAGAGCGAAAGAGGGCAGGGAUCUUCAGGGGGCUGACAGCGUGGCUUCUGAAAGCGUGGCUUCUGAGAGUGUAGGAGGGUCGGGGAGGCGACGGGAAGUGGAGAGUAGUAAUGAAGGCACGGAGAGGAGUUGCAGCAUAGGCGAGGAUGGGUUCCACCCGGGGUUCUGGGAGGCGAUCUCUGCUGGUGGUGGUGGCACGGGUGCCGAUGGUGCUGGUGAUGAUGGCACUGCUGCUGCUGGUGCUGCUGAGGGGGAGGCAUUUGCCCGCAUGCCCCCCAAGACCCCCAAGGCCCCGGGUCAUGGGCUCAUGAGCCGCAAUAUGAGCCGGGAUACCCUCUCUCGACCGGGGACUACCUCAUCCCGACCCGCCACCUCCCUCUCCUCCCGCCCGGGCACGUCCUCUCGCAAGUCCGGGACCUCUGGUUUGAAUUUUGUUGACUGCGAGUUUGAUAAAAUUGUUGAGGAGUUUUCCCGGCCCAAAUCGGCGCAUCCGAAGGAGCCGGUUCUGAGAGGUGAUGGGAAGGGGGAGGGGAGGGGGGAUUGGAAAGCAGCAGGAGGGGCAGCUGGGCGCGCGGCAACAGCAAUGGCAGCAGCGUUUAGAGAGACGUCUCAAAAGGCUGUAGCAUCAGCGGCUGUAGCGUCGGCUGCUGCAGCAGCUGUAGCGUCAGCUUCGUUUGUGCCGCCCCUUCCCCCCGCGUGCUUCUAUCGAGAGUUGAAAAGCUGUGGAAGAGCUCAGGCAAAAGGGGGCAGGGGAAAGGAGGAGGAGGGGGUGAUUCAGCGGAUGUGCUUGUGAUUUCACAUGGGGGGGAAGAAGACGAGACGGAUCCAGUGGAAAUGCUGAGGAGAGUGGAGGAGGAGCAAAAGAAGAGGGGAAUUGUAGGUGCGCAGGGGUGGGGGGCGAUUGGGCAUCUAAAUGCCGAUGAUAGAAGGAUGUUUUGGAGGCCUUCGUUACCACGGUUGGAGGAAACGGAGAUGGAGGAGGAGAUAGUGUCGGAUUCAGAUAAGACGCCUAAAGGGCGUAGGUCUAAGUCAUCUUUGGUGUAGAUACGAGGUAUUCAUAUAUCCGUUCCUUGACGAUUUGUUUUUUAGGUAUUUGUCUUUGUUGCGUGGCCGAUUCAAUCUAUACUGUUAUGC
Messenger RNA from Closterium sp. NIES-67, 1666 nucleotides. NCBI's taxonomy places the organism in Eukaryota, Viridiplantae, Streptophyta, Zygnematophyceae, Desmidiales, Closteriaceae. The record is from the annotation of a GenBank genome assembly.